Messenger RNA from Striga hermonthica, 1170 nucleotides. Lineage: Eukaryota; Viridiplantae; Streptophyta; Magnoliopsida; Lamiales; Orobanchaceae. The record is from the annotation of a GenBank genome assembly.
AUGGCGGAAGAUUCACCGACAGGAGGUCCACCAUCUGGUCCAUCUCCAUCGACGAACGAUGAAUCUGCUGCAAUUCAGACUCAGACCUCAAAAUUAAAGAGAAGUCGUCUAGGGAGUUCAAGUGAGGCAGUUGUUGCUACUGUUGGUCCCGAGAUUGCAGAGGACGGUGGUACUUCGAGAAGGUCCAUAGUUUGGCUACACUUCGAACAGUUGGUAGUCGACGGUAUAUCCAGAGCCAAAUUCAAACAUUGCGAAAAACUGUACAGAUGUGAUACUCGAAGGAAUGUAGUGGACGGUAUAAAUGAGAUCAAGUAUUCCAUUAAGAAGAUUCGUCAUGCGGUUCGAUUUGUGAAACAAUCUCCGGCUAGAUUGGCAAAAUUUCGAGAAUGUUGUGAUGAUGAAGGUAUUGUAAGUAAAAGCUUGUUAUGCUUAGAUGUGAGCACUAGGUGGAACUCCACUUACUUGAUGUUAAAUGUUGCACAAAAGUUUGAGAGGGCAUUUGAGAGGUAUGAAAUCAAAGAUCCUUACUUUAAACUAGAGCUCAAGCAUGGACCACCGUCAUUUGUUGAUUGGGAGCAUGCUAGAAGGAUGGUUGAUAUUUUAUCCCACUUCUACGAGCUAACAUUGAGGAUUUCGGGCACAUCUUAUGUCACCUCGAAUGAAUUUUAUCAUGAAAUUAGUUCGGUGAAUUGUUUGUUAAGAGAAUGGAUUGCUAGUGAUGAUCUUGAUAUCAAAGCAAUGGUUUUUGUUGAUCCUCGCUACAAGUUGGAGUUCCUUGAGUACGCGCUUUGUGAAGAGCACGGAGAAAAAAACGGUUCGGAGAUCUUCAAGAGUGUGAAGGGGAGUGUUCACGAGUUGUUUGAAGCUUAUAAGUUGAUUUAUCAACCUCAUUGUGCCACGUCCACACAAUCGAUGAAUCGAGUUUCAAGUUUAAAUGAAUCUUCUCAUCUCGAUCUUUCAAAGAAUAAAUCAAGAGAUCACUUGGGAGAUAAGUUCAAAAGGCACAAGAUAGAGAGUGGAGAAGUAGAAAAUUGGUUGAGAAAAAAGAAGUCCAAGUGGACCAAGUCCCUUGAAGAGAGCCUAGUAGAAGACAUUGCAAAAAUAGAAGAAGCUUUGCAAGGUGUUGGGAUUAGUGAUGUCAAUGACAAUGAGAACACAAUGGAGGAAUAA